This is a messenger RNA of Telopea speciosissima, 1689 nucleotides long. Its product is annotated as cytochrome P450 714C2-like. Gene Ontology annotation, molecular function: oxidoreductase activity, acting on paired donors, with incorporation or reduction of molecular oxygen; monooxygenase activity; heme binding. NCBI's taxonomy places the organism in Eukaryota, Viridiplantae, Streptophyta, Magnoliopsida, Proteales, Proteaceae. The coding region runs from base 28 to 1659 and encodes 543 amino acids. The record is from RefSeq and is a predicted model, not a curated record. The transcript has 5 exons.
GAGAAGAAGAAGAAAAGAAGAAAUAAUAUGAUGAUGAUGAUGGAGUACUUAUCAGUUACGCUUCUUCUGAAGAUUUGUUUGUCAAUCGGUUUGGUUGGUGUUUUGAGUUUAUUUGUACAUCUGUAUAAUGUUCUAUGGCUGAAGCCUGAGAGGCGUAGAUGGAAGAUUCAAAGGCAGGGAAUCGGAGGUCCUCCACCUUCUUUCCUAUAUGGAAAUAUCCCUGAGAUGAAGAAGAUACAGCAGCAGCAGCAGCAAUCCAAAGCCAUGGCGGCGGCGAAGAACCAUAAUAAUAAAGUUGAUUUGUCAUCAUCAUCAUCAUCAUCAUCAUCAUCCAUAUCACAUACUGAUUGGCCUUCCAUUCUCUUUCCAUACUUGGAGGAGUGGCGAAACAAAUACGGUCAAAUGUUCAUGUACUCAACUGGUAACAUACAAUUCUUGUAUAUGAACAAUCCUGACGUAGUGAAAGAGAUAAGCCUCUGCACUGCUUUGGAAUUAGGAAAACCUUCUUAUCUAGCCAAGGAACGCAAGCCUUUAUUUGGAGACGGCAUUUUAGUCUCUAGUGGAAAAGUAUGGGCUCACCAGCGCAAGAGCAUUGCUCCAGAACUCUACUUAAACAAGGUUAAGGGAAUGAUCAAGUUAAUGGUGGAGUCUACAGAAUCACUGCUGAGAGCAUGGGAGAGCAGCAUUGAAGGAAAUGGGGGAAUUUCAAACAUAAGAGUUGAUGAGCAUUUUAGAAGUGUAGCUGCUGAUAUAAUCUCUAGGGCUUGUUUUGGUAGUAACUAUUCCAAAGGUGAAGAAAUAUUUUUGAAGCUUAGAGAUCUUCAAAGAGCCAUUUCCCAACGAAGUCUACUCAUUGGGGUUCCUGGAGUCAGAUUUAUUCCUUCCAAGAACAAUAGGGAGAUAUGGAGGUUGGAGAAAGAGAUCCGUUCAUUGAUUCUAAAUGUUGUAAAGGAACGUAGAGAAGCAGGAUAUGAGAAAGAUUUAUUACAAAUGAUACUUGAAAGUGCUGCUAGUAACAAUAACCAAGAAUUAGAUGAAAAUCAAUUCAUUGUUGAUAAUUGCAAGAACAUCUAUUUUGCUGGGCAUGAAACAAGUGCAACUACUGCAUCAUGGUGCUUGAUGCUAUUGGCGUUGUAUCCAGAAUGGCAAGAUCGUGCUCGUGCGGAGGUGGUAGAUGUUUACAAUGGUCACCACCGGCCUGAUGCUGAUAUGCUCCGUAAGCUGAAAACGUUGACAAUGGUGAUACAAGAGACAAUGCGUCUUUACCCUCCAGCAGCAUUUGUAUCAAGGGAACCCUCAAGAGAUAUGAAGUUUGGAGAAGUUGAUGUUCCUGAAGGUGUAAACAUUUGGAUUCCAGUAUCAACAUUUCACCAUGACCCAGAGAUAUGGGGACAUGAUGCACACAUGUUCAACCCAGAGAGGUUCGCAAAGGGAAUCUUCGGUGCAUGCAAGUUUCCACAUGCUUACAUGCCAUUUGGCAUGGGGACACGCACUUGUGUUGGCCAGAAUUUUGCCAUGAUUGAAUUAAAGGUUCUUCUUUCUCUUGUUCUUUUAAAAUUUUCCUUCUCAAUAUCUCCAAACUAUCAUCACUCCCCUGCAUUUCGAUUGGUUAUAGAGCCUGGAAAUGGGAUGGAGCUCUUCAUUAGGAGGGUUGAUUGAACUUGAAAGUAGCAGUUGGCCAUAUAAAUG